CCACGCACGCCACUGUCGACGACGAAGACGACGAAGACGAGGACGCCGUCGCGAGCGAGAGCUCAAGUAGGCCGCCGAGCCGUUUGGCACGCCCGCCUGGUGGUGCCCCGAGCAAUGGCAGCGGCCCGGUCGCGGGCGCGCCGACGACGACGACGCCGCCGCUGAAGAGGAGAGCCGCGACGAGUCCCACAAGCAUUAGCGAGCAGCGAAGAUAAGGAUGAGGAAGGUGCUGCGAGAGCUCCCGCAGCCAAGCGGCGCCGGCGACGAGGAGCCGGGGACCGCGGAGCCUCUGAAGAACGGUGGCUCGCCCCCCGGCCAGGCCAUCCUCGAGGAGAUCUUCUACAUAUCGUCCAAGCGCAACACCCUCUACAGGGUGCGGCUCACCGAGCGCGGCCUCACCCUCCGCAAGGAGAGCAACUGCGGCCCCAGCAAAACCGAGACCAUCCUCGUGGACGACAUCGUCGGCUGCAGGUGCAUGCGCUCCAAGCGUCGGAAUAACGGGAGCUGCGCGUGUCGACCGGGCGCCUCCCGGGGCCAGCCCCACCUCGUCGAGUCGACGGAACCGCUGCAGCCCCACGACGAGUACGACACCUCGGCCUAUCUCUACGUUUACGCGUACACCCUGAAGCGGCCGAAGCCCGCGGGGAGGGGCACGCGCAGGCGCGAGCGCAUGACCGUCACGCUGAGGUUCCGCAGCUUCGACAAGUACGAGGAUAACCUGAGGGAGGCCAGCAGGUGGAGGCUAGCCAUAAAGUGCCUCGUCGGCAGGCUGCCCGUGCCCAGGGCAUACAUGAGUCCGGCCCACCGGAACCUCCAAUCUCUCCUCGGCGCCUGCCCGGACGAGUCGCGAAAGCUGCUGGUAUUCCUGAACCCCAAGUCCGGCCCGGGUCGAGGUCGCGAGAGCUUCCAGAGACGGGUGCACCCGAUCCUGGCGGAGGCCGAGCUGCCCUACGACGUCUUCAUCACUCGGCACUCGAACUACGCUCGUGACUUUGUGCGCAGUCGCGACCUCAGCCAGUGGUCGGGCCUCGUCCUUGUCGGCGGUGACGGCAUCGUCUUCGAGGUCAUCAACGGCCUGUUCCAGAGACCCGACUGGGAGAGCUGCUGCCAACGUCUGCCCAUUGGCGUCAUACCCUGCGGCUCCGGGAACGGCCUCGCCAAGUCCAUCGCCUUCUCCAAGCAGGAGCCCUUCGACCAUAAUCCCGUGCUGAUAAGCGCCCUCUCGGUGGUGCGGCGCAAGCUCACCCAGAUGGACCUGGUGCGGAUCGAGACGCGCAAGCAGACGCUCUACUCGUUCCUCUCGGUCGGCUGGGGUCUUCUCGCGGACAUCGACAUCGAGAGCGAGAGACUGCGGGCGAUCGGGGGCCAACGCUUCACCAUCUGGAGCGUCGCGCGUCUAAUCGGCCUGAGGACUUACCGGGGCGUCGUCUACUACCUACCCUGUCAGCCCAAAGCCAACGGCGAGCCACCGAGGAUUCACGAGGAGCCGAGGAUCAGCCACUCGAAGAGCAUAGGGGACGAGCUGGACCGGUACAGCAACGAGAUCCAGGAGUCACGUAGCUACGACGGUUCCUUCGACCGGGAGGACGGAGCUUACGAGGCGCGUCACACCAUAGUCGAAAACGAUAAGGCACAGGAUAAGAAGAUAAAGAAGAAGAAGAAAGAGGAGGAUCGUGAGGAGGAGGAGGAGGAGGAGGAUGGAGAGGGGGAUGAGGGGGAUGAGGAGGAGGAGGAGGAGGAGGAGGAGGGAGAGAAGGAGGGGAAAGAGGUUGAGGAUGAGAUCGAGGAGGAAGCGGAGAAGGGGGUGGAGAAUCGAAAGAUGGCGAAUGAUAGGAAAGUGGCGAAACGGUUAGGACGCGAGGACCAGGAGCACCAGAUAAUCUUGGACGCGCUGACGCUGGAGACGGGGACCGGGGACUCAGUGGGUAGACGGCGGUGCGACAGCUUCUAUUCGGCAAAAUCAUGCAAGUCCGCUUACUUCAGCACCGGCUCUGGCUCCAUCUCCAGUACUUAUCACAGCGUCGAGGACGUUGACAGUCCGACUUCCUACGCCGACGGGGACAAGAGGACGGUGACGUACGGGCCGGCCUCGUCGCUCCCAGCCCUCACGACCAAAGUGCCGAAUUCGUGGACGAAGGUCGAAGGUGAGUUCGUAAUGGUCCAGGCUGCCUACCAGUCGCAUCUCGGCCAGGACUGCCAUUUCGCCCCGCGGGCAAAACUCGCCGACGGCGUCAUCUGGCUCCUGAUCAUUCGAGCGGGCAUCAGCCGAACGAAUUUGCUGCAGUUCCUCCUGGGCUUGAGCACCGGAGCGCAUCUCUCGUGCCCGGGUGUGGAGAUGGUGGCCGUGCAGGCGUUCAGAAUAGAGCCGGACACGGAGUCGGGCGGCCUCCUCACCGUCGACGGCGAGAAGGUCGACUACGGGCCCCUCCAGGCCGAGAUCUUCUCGUCGCUGGCGACCGUAAUGUGCCCUUGAUUACGUUAUCGCGCAUCAUUGCUCAUUAUUUCCUAUCUGUUGAUUAGUGUGUAAGUAGUGUAAGAUAGAUGUGGAGAGAGUGUGCGUGGUCGUGCGAGGCAAGGACACGAGAUGGGGGUGAUUGAAUGAUCGCGAGCAUUUGCAAAUUGACGGUGUGAAAAUUCGAUUAAAAAGAAUUAUCUUUUGUUUUUCCUUCGCUCCUCCGUCUUGUCUUCUCUCGUUUGUUUGCUGUUCUCCUUUCCCUCCCGC
Ceratosolen solmsi marchali is the source of this 2722-nucleotide messenger RNA. It is a transcript of the gene Sk2, whose product is annotated as Sphingosine kinase 2. The transcript is spliced from 10 exons. Gene Ontology annotation, cellular component: cytoplasm; membrane; intracellular membrane-bounded organelle. Bases 218 to 2473 code for a protein of 751 amino acids. The record is from RefSeq and is a predicted model, not a curated record. Gene Ontology annotation, biological process: phosphorylation; sphingosine biosynthetic process. NCBI's taxonomy places the organism in Eukaryota, Metazoa, Arthropoda, Insecta, Hymenoptera, Agaonidae.